AUGGCCAUUAAUACCAAUAGUGUGUUUUUCUGUGUUUUUGUGACAGUCGUGGGCUUUUUCUUUCUUUUUCAUCUUCCACAAUCAUGCAAUGCUCAUCCCUUGAAGAUUUGUGACUUUGAUGAGAUAUAUCAACUCGGAGACUCCAUAUCCGACACUGGAAAUCUGAUUCGUGAGGCUCCUAUUGGGGCUGCUUUGCCUUUUGGUAGGCUUCCAUAUGGUCAGAAUUUCUUCAACAAUGCCACCGGUCGAUGCUCAAACGGACUUCUCAUGAUCGACUAUUUUGCAUUGGCAUCUGGACUUCCGUAUUUGAAUCCGUACAAGAAUAUUGAAGCCGACUUUAGACAUGGAGUGAACUUUGCAGUUGCUGGCUCUACUGCUUUAUCAACACUAAAACUGGCAGCUAAAAACAUCUCAUCUCCGGUCACUGCCAGUUCUCUCAAUGUUCAACUUGAUUGGAUGUCUACACAUUUCAAAUCCACAUGUCACAAUAACAGAGAUUGUGUUGAAAAGCUAAAGAAGUCUCUGUUCAUGGUUGGAGAGAUAGGAGGGAAUGAUUAUAAUUAUGCACUCUUUCAACGCAAAUCUAUUGAGGAGGUUAAGACCAUUGUUCCAAAUGUUGUCCAUGCUAUAAAGGAUGCUGUUAGAAAAGUUAUCCAUCAUGGUGCAAUCCGAGUAAUCGUCCCCGGUAACUUCCCAAUAGGUUGUUUUCCAAUUUAUCUCACCGGAUUCAAAACCGACGAUUCAGCAGCUUACGAUGAGCAUUAUUGUCUCAAAGCUUUGAAUGACUUUUCGAUAUAUCACAAUGAUCAUCUACAGAGGGCCAUCGAAGAAUUGAAGCAAGAGCAUCCGAAUGCAGUGAUUGUAUAUGGCGAUUACUAUAACUCCUUCAAAUGGCUUUUCCAGAAUGCUCCAUAUCUUGGAUUUAAUGCGUCGACUGCUCAAAAAGCUUGCUGUGGAACUGGGGGUGACUAUAAUUUUGAUAUGACAAGAAUGUGUGGAGCUCCAGAUGUUCCGGUUUGUGCUGAAUCAAACAAAUUCAUCAGCUGGGAUGGAGUUCAUCUCACGCAAGAGGCUUACAAGUUUAUGGCGGGAAAGCUCAUUCAUGAUAUCUUCCCUCAACUGCAAUGCAUCGUCUGA
Molecule: messenger RNA, 1137 nt
Organism: Cornus florida
Lineage: Eukaryota; Viridiplantae; Streptophyta; Magnoliopsida; Cornales; Cornaceae
Product: GDSL esterase/lipase At5g03980-like
Exons: 5
Coding region: 1-1137 (378 amino acids)
Molecular function (GO): hydrolase activity, acting on ester bonds
Source: RefSeq, a predicted model, not a curated record